This is a messenger RNA of Balearica regulorum gibbericeps (East African grey crowned-crane), 193 nucleotides long. The record is from RefSeq and is a predicted model, not a curated record. Lineage: Eukaryota; Metazoa; Chordata; Aves; Gruiformes; Gruidae.
CCAGUGCCCGGCGUUGCCGAGUUCGCCGCCUCCUUCAAAAGCCCUAUUACAAGCUCUCCUCCCAAGUGGAUGGCUGAAUUAGAAAAUGAUGAUAUUGAUAUGUUAAAGGAGUUGGGGAGCCUCACUACAGCUAACCUGAUGGAAAAAGUUCGUGGCCUGCAGAACCUAGCUUAUCAGCUGGGACUGGAUGAAU